AUGUCGUUAGAGGGAGUCGCUGAGCAUUGCUAUAAUAUAACACAGUCUUAUUUAGACUUAGCAAAUCAGACAUCCAUAGUGGACGAAACGAAGGAAGCAAUUAAACUGACUAGAGAUUACUUGUUGAAGGAUAUCUUCAAAAGAUGGGAUCCCUUCAGUGGUCAAAUCUCCUUCUCAUACAACGGAGGUAAGGACUGCCAAGUACUAUUGAUAGUGUACCUGUCUUGUUUGUGGGAGUUCUUUAAGGAAAGCAUAAGGAUAUCACAAUUCUCCCUCAAGUUCCAGAAGUUUCCGCUUGAAUAUCUUCCAACUGUCUACAUCGACCAGGCGGAAACUUUUCAAACGCUCGAAGAUUUCAUAGAGCUCACAAAAAAUCGAUACUUCCUAUCAUUGUAUGAAUCGCCGCGAAAUCAGACGAGCAUGCCACAAGCCUUCAGAAAUUAUUUGGAUUUAAAUGAAAACACAGAGGCUAUCGUGAUAGGUAUACGACACACAGAUCCAUAUGGUGAAAAAUUAAAGUGCAUAGAGAGGACUGAUUCGAACUGGCCCGAUUUUAUAAGACUUCAGCCUCUGCUGCACUGGAAGCUAGCGAAUGUUUGGAGUCUGUUGCUAUACUCUGGAGAAGAGCUCUGCGGAUUAUAUGAAUACGGGUUUACGUCUAUAGGGGGUGUUAACACCACUAGACCAAAUCCGUUCUUGAAGAAAGGCCCCGGCGAAGACAAUGGCGAAGCUAUUACAAACCAUUUCAGUUGGGAAAUCUCAAACGCAUAUGGCAAAGCACAGGAAGAUUCAUCCGUUCCUGUUACGCGUGUUUCGGAUGCAGAUCUCGAUAUCAUUCAAAAAACCGAUGACUCGGCAUACUAUCCCGGCUGGUUUCUGAUAGAGGACUCGAAGGAGCGUGCUGGGAGGUCAUAA
Molecule: messenger RNA, 915 nt
Organism: Lachancea fermentati
Lineage: Eukaryota; Fungi; Ascomycota; Saccharomycetes; Saccharomycetales; Saccharomycetaceae
Source: the annotation of a GenBank genome assembly